CCGCAAUCCUGCAACACCACACUGCGCACCACACUACGCACCACACUACACCACACGCAACGACCGUCCCCAACUUACGAAUCACGUCGCCAAUACUGCUCGACAAAAGCACUACGCUCUUCACCUGACACCCGAUUUCAUCGAUCGAGUGCCUGCGACGCAGCAACUAUGUUCUUCUUCUUUACGUGUGGCACACAUACCUUCACCUCGCGUCUGAAAGGCGCCGAGAACCUCACUGUACAAUGCCAAAACUGUGGCAACUUCUCAGGACACGUCUAUAAGCGCUGGGAAUGGUUCACAUUCUGCUUCGUCCCCAUAAUUCCCUUCAGUCUGAAGCCCUACAAAGAAGUCGGCUGCCACAUCUGCAACUUCUACCAAGACAUCAAGUACCGGCCGGAUGUCCAACAGCAAAUGGGGUUUGGGAAUGGGAGCCAACCGCAAGGGGGGAUGCUGAUGGGACCGCCGAGUGCGCAUGAUGGACGAGGCCCCCCACCAGCUGGCGUGCCGCAGCAUCCGCAGUAUAAGUAGGGGAGGGGAGAAACUGAGCAGUGGGGAGCGGGGAGGAGUUCUGUGUCAGGGAAGUGCGGGCGGACAUGGUGCUCACAAUGGGGUGGUGGAGAUGCGUUGGGUGAGCGAGGCGUAGAGUGUCUUUGCUUUUGGGGUUUCACAGCAAGGUGAGCUGUCACUCGCAUCCACAUUUACAAAUACGGCGUUCCGGUGCUCGAGGAAAGGAAGCAGAUACCACCAUUCCAAGGUUAGUUUCAUUGGGGGAAGGCAUGGCGAACAUUCUCGUCCCAAUAAUUCACCUAAUCCUAU
This is a messenger RNA of Lindgomyces ingoldianus, 816 nucleotides long. RefSeq lists its product as uncharacterized. Lineage: Eukaryota; Fungi; Ascomycota; Dothideomycetes; Pleosporales; Lindgomycetaceae. The record is from RefSeq and is a predicted model, not a curated record. The transcript is spliced from 3 exons. The coding region runs from base 169 to 528 and encodes 119 amino acids.